Engraulis encrasicolus (European anchovy) is the source of this 3446-nucleotide messenger RNA. RefSeq names its product lysyl oxidase homolog 4-like. The record is from RefSeq and is a predicted model, not a curated record. Lineage: Eukaryota; Metazoa; Chordata; Actinopteri; Clupeiformes; Engraulidae. Gene Ontology annotation, biological process: peptidyl-lysine oxidation; collagen fibril organization. The transcript has 15 exons. Bases 129 to 2903 code for a protein of 924 amino acids. Gene Ontology annotation, molecular function: copper ion binding; protein-lysine 6-oxidase activity. Gene Ontology annotation, cellular component: membrane.
GAGAGAGAGAGAGAGAGAGCGCUGGGGAAGAUUUUCUUUCUGCUCAAUUUCAACAAGCCUACCAGAGCCGUCCCAGAGCACCAGGCAUUUGAUGAUUGAGGUUGCUCUUCAUCUGAUCUGAGUUGAGGAUGAGGAUGAGGAUGCUGGGCCUGGGCUACUUGCUGUCGUUAACCCUCCUCCUCCUCUUCCACCGUUGCCACGGCGCCCCUCCUGGGUUCCGGGUGCGCCUGGCCGGCAACGCCUCGACGGCCAGCCGGGGUCGUCUGGAGGUGCUGUACAGCGGCACGUGGGGCACCGUGUGUGACGACGAGGUCAACAUCCAGCUGGCCCACGUGGUGUGCAGAGAGCUGGGCUUCCGGAGCGCCGUCACCUGGGCCCACAGCGCCGACUACGGGCAGGGACAAGGUCCCAUCUGGCUGGAUAAUGUGCUGUGUACGGGUACGGAGGCCUCUCUAGCAGACUGCCAGUCUAACGGUUGGGGCGUUAACGACUGCAGCCAUGCGGAGGACCUGGGGGUGGUGUGUAGUCCCGAGAGACAGCAGGAGGCGCGCCCUCCUCCUCCUCCUCCUCCCUCCGGCUCCUCCCCGGCGCGCCCUCCUCCCUCCUCCUCACCUCAAGCUCCGCCCUCCCCUCAGAUCUCCAUCCCCGAGCCCCCGAGGAGACGAGGUCACGAGCUCAGAGGUCACGAGCUGGCCAUCCAUCGCUCCGGCCCUCGCCAGGUCCCCGGCGCUCGAUCGCACGGCCACCAGAUCCAGCUGCGGCCGUACAACAACAACCGCGCCCGCAACCAAGAGGCGUCAGUGCCGCGCGGACAUCAGCUGCCGGACCGCCUGCGGAACGCCGGAGCCUACAGGCAACAAGCUCAAGCGAGUCGAGGAUUACGAGGGAGGCCUGCCUCGCCCACCUCCCAGACGGCACAGCGGACGCCCAACACACCUGCCUAUGGAGGCCAAACCCCCUCUGCAGCGUCCCCAACCAAUGACAGGCCGGCACAGCGGACCAAUGAGAGGCCAGCACCACCCCGACAGAUGGCGCAGCACGCCAACCAGCCGGAGGAGAAUAACAUGAACUUCGAUUUCACAGACAACUACAGCCAGGGCUCCAGUUCGAUGAGGAUUGAGGAGGCUCGUCUGCGCCCCGUGUUGGCCAGCACGAGGAGGAGCUCCAUGGUAACGGAGGGCAUCGUGGAGGUGAAGGCGGAUGGGAGGUGGCGUCACGUGUGCGGCGUGGGCUGGACGCUAGACAACAGCAACGUGGUGUGCGGCAUGCUGGGAUUCCCAGCGGCAGAGCAGCCCGAUGAAGUGGUGUACAGGAAACACUGGGACAGCAAAGUGGCAGACCCCUCCACCAGGUUGAGCUCCAUGGUGACCAAGAAGGGCUUCUGGGUGGAGGAGGUGCGGUGUGAGGGCACGGAGCCGACGGUGGCCGAGUGUCGUACGCAGCUGUCUCUGCCCCAUAGCGACGUGCCCUGUGCUGGGGGCAUGCCCGCCGUCGCACGCUGUGUACCCGGGCACCAGUUCGCCCAGGCUGCAGGACGGACCGUACCAAGACCUGCUGCAAAGCCGGAGGUGCGGCUGAAGGCGGGGCCUCGUGUGGGGGAGGGGCGUGUGGAGGUGCUGCGGGAGGGGAAGUGGGGGACGGUGUGUGACCACGUGUGGGACAACAGGGCUGCCAGCGUGGUGUGCAGAGAGCUGGGGUACGGCAGCGCCAAGGAAGCCCUGCGGGGGGCGCACAUGGGACAAGGUACGGGUCCUAUUCACAUGAAUAUGGUCCAGUGCAGCGGUAGGGAAUCCUCCAUUAAACAGUGUGGAUACCGCGAGGUGCCGCUACGGAGCUGCAAGCACACCGAGGACGUCUCCGUUCGCUGCCAUGUCCCCGCCAUGGGCUUAGACUCAACAGUGAGGUUGGCAGGUGGCCGUGAGGCUGGGGAGGGUCGUGUGGAGGUGUUGCUGGAUGUGGGGGGAGGACAGCAGAGGUGGGGGGCCGUGUGCAGCGAGAACUGGGGCAUACGGGAGGCCAUGGUGGUCUGCAAACAACUGGGAUUCGGAUUUGCCUCCAGAGCACAUCAGGAGAUCUGGUACUGGUCGGGCACCCCAGGUGCUGAGGCGGUCGUCCUGAGCGGGUCCCUCUGCAUCGGCACGGAGCUCUCUCUACAACACUGUCGCAGCAACGGCAACGUCUACUGUCCCAGCGGCAAGGCAGCCGGAGUCACCUGCGCAGACACGGCUCCUGACCUGGUGAUCGACGCCCAGCUGGUUCAGGAGUCAGCGUACCUGGAGGACCGCCCCCUUCACCUCCUCACCUGCGCCCACGAGGAGAACUGCCUCUCCUCCUCCGCCGCCCGCAUGCACUGGCCCUACGGACACCGACGCCUCCUACGUUUCUCCUCGCGCAUCAUGAAUCUCGGAGUCGCAGAUUUCAGGCCUCGAGCCCCGCGGGAGUCCUGGGUAUGGCACCAGUGCCACAGGCAUUACCACAGCAUUGAGGUGUUUACACACUAUGACCUGAUGACCUUGAACGGUACGAAGGUCGCUGAAGGUCACAAGGCCAGCUUCUGCUUGGAGGACACGUACUGCCCUGAAGGUCUCCACAAGCGUUUCUCCUGCUGGAACAUGGGCGAGCAGGGCAUCUCUGUGGGUUGCUGGGAUACGUAUCGCCACGACAUCGACUGCCAGUGGGUCGACAUCACCGACAUCCGGCCUGGGGACUACGUGCUGCAGGUUGAGGUCAAUCCAUCUCUUGACAUGGCAGAAUCAGACUUCCAGAAUAACGUGAUGCGAUGCCGCUGUCGAUACGAUGGAGCGAGAGUUUUCAUGUACAGCUGUCACGCAGGAGACGCCUACAGUGCGGAGGUGGAGGACCUGUUUGAACAUCAACGGCAGAUCACCAACAACUUCCUGUAAACUACAGCAGUACCAGCUAUACAUGUCCUUGUAAGGUGACCGAAUACGUUGUAGCAUAAUGAAGAGUAAAAUAAUUGUAUAAAAGGAGCAAACGGGCUCAGAAUGGUGCAAAUAAAGGAUAAGGAUACCUAUUCUAAUAAAGGAUACCUAUUCUAAUAAAGGAUACCCAUUCUCUUGGUAAGUAUUACUGUAAGACACCAAGACGUCUCAGGAAGGUGACGAGAAAGACACACUGAACCGAAAUAUGUGGAGAAACGGCAACGUUACCAUGAGAAGAUCCGUCUGGACCCUAAAUAUUCAACUUGUCAUGAAAUGUUUCCGAGAGGUGUUACUCAUCUUUAUCACAUUCAGGAUCAUCAGUAGUCACAGUGAACAACUGCAUUCAUUUCCAUUUUAAAUCUUUUUCUUUCUAAAUCGUGGGCUUCCACUUAAAAUGAUUUUAUUUAAUUAAAUAAGUCACCACUGAGUAAUUGUAUCUACUUAGUCUAUAAAGUGUAUUAGAUUAUUUUUAAGAGUGUGUUUGUGUGUGCGUGCGUGUGUGUG